AUGGAAAGACAGCUCUCGGGGGAUUUGAUGAAGUCGAAGAAAAGAGAAGAAAUCCGUCAUCUCAUCCAAAUCUGGACCUAUUAUUCUGACCCAUGCAAAAUCGAAUUCCAUAAUUCUGAAUGUUACUAUGACAAUAAUUUUUACAUGUUUACCAAUUAUUUGGCCACCUGGCUGGUUUGUGCAUUGACUUUUGAUCGGUUUCUGGCGUUUUAUGCGAAAAAUUUAUAUGAGAAUUCAAAGAUAAUUUCUGUGAUUUUGGUGGUUGUGGCGAUUAUCCUCACUUUAAUUGUUCACCUAAUUAUCUAUUCUAAUGUUCCAUUAGCUGGAUAUGUGCCUUCUUGUCAAUAUCCUCCGCAAUUAUCACUAAACUCUUUUCAACUGGCCACAAAUAUAAAAAUUCUAUGUUCAAUUCUUAUGUGUUUGGUGAUCAUGUUCCAUUUGUAUUUCAUAAUCAGACAGGAUAAAAGAAUCCGUCAUACUGUGUAUGACACUUCUACCAGAUACUCAUCAUUCGAGAACGUGUUAACCACAAAAUCAGUCUUGACAAUUGCGGUGACCCAGUUAUUUUUCUCGUGUCUGUCUUCUAUUGCAGUCACAAUAGUUCGCCACUUUGAAAAGGGAAUGACCGAAUACACAUAUCACAUUUUGACCCAAUAUGUUGCAGGUCUUCUCUAUGGCAACCUCUCGAUUCCAAUUCUAAUCUACCUCAAAACCACUCAAUGCAUACGUUAUCGACGUCAAAAAAUUACAAAAAUGACAUUGGAACCAGAUCUAAUGGAAAGUCGAAUGAUAUCAUUGAAGGCUAUGUGGGAGAAAUAA
This is a messenger RNA of Caenorhabditis briggsae, 819 nucleotides long. RefSeq names its product Protein CBR-SRA-30 (gene Cbr-sra-30). Gene Ontology annotation, cellular component: membrane. The record is from RefSeq and is a predicted model, not a curated record. The coding region runs from base 1 to 819 and encodes 272 amino acids. The transcript is spliced from 7 exons. Gene Ontology annotation, biological process: sensory perception of chemical stimulus. Gene Ontology annotation, molecular function: G protein-coupled receptor activity. NCBI's taxonomy places the organism in Eukaryota, Metazoa, Nematoda, Chromadorea, Rhabditida, Rhabditidae.